Messenger RNA from Lottia gigantea (owl limpet), 1257 nucleotides. RefSeq lists its product as hypothetical. Lineage: Eukaryota; Metazoa; Mollusca; Gastropoda; Lottiidae. The record is from RefSeq and is a predicted model, not a curated record. The transcript is spliced from 5 exons. Bases 94 to 1155 code for a protein of 353 amino acids.
AAACAAAUCAUACAAAUGUUAUUGUAGGAACUCAGUUGAGAUUUAAAUAAAGGAUUAUCUUUUGAAUCUGCAGAUAGAUGAUACAGAAGUGUAAUGAGUGAAUACAGGUUUAUGAGUUUAAGUGGUAGACCACGACCGGUCACAGCAACCACAACCAGACAAACAUGGCUAGAAAUAUCAAACUCUUCACCUCUUCGCAGAUCUUUAGACUCUUCAGGGUCAACGGAAUCCCUGUGUUCAGUGUUAGAUCACGAUAGUUAUGUGAGUUUGUCAAGUGAAGAGGGGGACCUGGGGGAUAGUGAUGUGGAGGAGACUCAGCAUCAAUUAAGUGAUAUGAAAAUCGAAGAAGGGCCAUUGGAAUCGUAUGCACAUGACACCAAUACUGAAUCUACAGAACACUUUCAUCAAAAACAAAAACAAAACAGGAUCUACGCAUCUUACACAAGAUCAAAAUCAGCCUCACCUUCCCGUACACGAAACAUAAUAGAAGAUGAAGAAUUUAAAGGAUUGUCUCCCUGGGAAAAAUGGUUACUGAUAAAAACUCGGGAGGAACGAAUCAAACAUAAACUAGAAAUGAGAACGAAGAAUUUGAAAGAAGAAGAAAAAAUGAAUGAAGAAAGAAAGAAAAGAGAAAAACAAAUGAAAGCUGAAGAAGAAAUAAAAAGAUGGAAGAAAUUUAAAAAUGAGCGGGAGCGUGCUCAAAAGAGAUUGGAUAAGCGUUUAAAAGAGGCCGAAGAGGACUGCAAGCAUAAAAAAGAAUCAGAAAUUCAUGAAAAAGCAGAAAAGAAAUAUGAAGAAUGGCUGAAGACGAAGGCAGUUGAAGAUAGAAAGAAGAAAAAAGAAGAGAUAUUAAAGAAAAAGAAAGAAAAGGAAGAAGAAAAUAAACGAAGAAUGAAAGCUGAAGAGAAAUUUAAAGAAUGGUGUAAAGAUGUCAAGAAACGACCUAAAUCUGCCCAGAACACAGGUCACAGCUACUUAAAUGAUGAUAAUGAAAUCAACUCCUACCCAGAACCAGCUUUCUGUAAUCCAAUACCAUGGCAACCAAUUAAAAUACCACGACAAAAAUCAGAUACCAAGAAAAGUUCGAAUAAGAAAUCUCUGAAAUCGUCCUUGAAAUCGAAGUCAUAUACCUGGAAUCCAGCCAAAUAUUAUUAAUUUAAACUGUGAUAUUUAAUAGAACUAUUCUGAAGAUUUAAAAAGACAUGCCCAUUAGAAGAAAAUCCUUAUGCUACAGACACAUAAACAGUCUUCGUCACC